Lutra lutra (Eurasian river otter) is the source of this 984-nucleotide messenger RNA. RefSeq names its product phosphatidylinositol 3,4,5-trisphosphate 3-phosphatase TPTE2-like. Gene Ontology annotation, molecular function: phosphatidylinositol-3,4,5-trisphosphate 3-phosphatase activity; protein tyrosine/serine/threonine phosphatase activity. The record is from RefSeq and is a predicted model, not a curated record. Gene Ontology annotation, cellular component: cytosol. Lineage: Eukaryota; Metazoa; Chordata; Mammalia; Carnivora; Mustelidae. The transcript has 10 exons. Gene Ontology annotation, biological process: dephosphorylation.
AUGGAGAAGGAAGUUGUGCAGUUCUUAGAUACCAAACAUCGAGAACACUAUCAAGUCUACAAUCUAUGCAGUGAAAGAGCUUAUAAUCCUAAGUACUUCCAUGACCAGGUCCAGCAAAUCAAUAUUGAUAAUCACAAUGUCCCCAUACUAAGUGAGAUGGUGGCAUUCGCCAAGGAAGUGGAUGAGUGAAUGUCUCAAGAUGAUGAAAACAUCGUAGUGAUUCACUGUAAGGGAGGUAAAGGAAGAACUGGAACAAUGAUUUGUGCCUACCUUAUUGCCAGUGGAAUGUUUACAACUGCAGAGGAGAGCCUUUAUUAUUUUGGAGAACGGCGAACAGAUAAAAGCACCAGUACUAAAUUUCAGAAAGUUGAAACCCCUUCUCUGAAUAGAUACGUUGGAUAUUUUGCAGAUGUGAAAAAUAUCUACAACAUGACUCUCCCUCUAAGAAAAACACUCAGGAUUAAAAAAAUUGUUAUUCAUUCAAUUCAUGGCAAUGGGAGUGAUCUAGAAAUACAAAUAACUAUGCAGAGCCAGAUCAUCUUUUCCUGUUCUGCUUCCAAAAACUGUCGGAUCCUUCAUGAUGCUGAAACAGACAGCGUGGCAAUCCAUCUGUCCAACUGCCCACCUCUGUAUGACGACGUGAAAGUGCAGUUUUUCUCUUCUUCCGAUCUUCCCAAAUAUUACGACAACUGCCCAUUUUUCUUUUGGUUCCAUACAUCUUUUUUACAAAAUAACAGGUAUGGCUCUGAUAUAAUCCAGUAGAAAUGGCUUAAUCUCCAAGAUCUGUGUAAGGCAGAAGGGCACUCUUACCCUCAAUUUAUAGAAACCAAGAAAUCCUCAAGUCCCCUGUUCUUCAUUAUGUAAAAUAUAGGGCUAUUCUUGAGAACCACUGUGGCAAUAUCCUCAAAGUCCAUGCCAUAGGACUGUGUCAUAGGAGCUGAGAUGUAUUCUAAUCAGAUCUAGGGUGUGAUGAUAAAUCCCUCC